Molecule: messenger RNA, 551 nt
Organism: Arabidopsis arenosa
Lineage: Eukaryota; Viridiplantae; Streptophyta; Magnoliopsida; Brassicales; Brassicaceae
Source: the annotation of a GenBank genome assembly
CUUUCUGAUUCAAACGUCAUUCUGGUUUCUUCUAGAUCGAUCCCGAUUGUUUCCCAUUGAUCCUGAUCCGGAAGCUGUGUAAAUGGCGUACGUCGACCAUGCGUUCUCGAUAACCGACGAGGACAUUAUGAUUGAGACUUCAUACACAGUCAAUAACCGACCGCCGGUGAAGGAGAUCGCACUCGCGGUGGCUUUACUCGUGUUCGGAACCCUAGGAAUUGUCUCCGGCUUCUUCAUGGCUUAUAAUCGAGUUGGCGGUGAUCGAGGCCACGGGAUUUUCUUCAUCGUCCUCGGGUGUCUUCUGUUCAUCCCCGGGUUUUACUAUACUCGGAUCGCGUAUUAUGCUUACAAAGGAUACAAAGGUUUCUCCUUCUCAAACAUACCGCCCGUUUAGCCUCGCCUUUCGAACCUCUCCUACUCAAUGUAUAGAGAUGUUUUAUUGCUCUAAGCAAUGAUUGACUUGUUUUCUCUUUUGUGUAGUUUUAUAGGAUUUGAGUCCAGUCCCUUCUUGCUUUCUCGUUCUUCUUGUUAAAUAAAUUCGAGUCUGUGAC